This is a messenger RNA of Mesorhabditis belari, 546 nucleotides long. The record is from the annotation of a GenBank genome assembly. NCBI's taxonomy places the organism in Eukaryota, Metazoa, Nematoda, Chromadorea, Rhabditida, Rhabditidae.
AUGAACAAACAACGAUCGACUCGAUCAAAUCCCGAAAGUGACAAAGAGAGGCGACUUUCAAUCGAAUUGUCGUAUAUGUUGAGACAUGAUGAGAAAAUGAUUGCAUAUAUUGAUGAGAAUGGAUUUGCACAAAUUGAGACAAUUUUGAGGAGAUUUCAUGGGAAAAUGACGAGAGAAUUGCUGGAAAAAAUUGUUCGCGAAGACAAAAAAGGACGAUAUGAGAUAUGCGGGGAAAUGAUCCGAGCCGUGAAUGGUCACUCAAUUCCCCUGAAAAUCAUCGGCGAUCGUCUCUCCACUCCUCCAUCAAUUCUUUAUCAUUUAACAUCUAAAGAAGCUGUUUCAUCAAUUCUUUCAACAGGAUUAGAUCGAAGAACAAGAAUUUACAUCCAUUUCUCUCCUGAAUACCCACAGAAAACCCCGAAAAGGAAUACUCUUUUGAUAAUCGAUCCACCAAAGGAUUUUGAAUAUUUUCGUACACCAAAUGGCUAUAUUGUAUGCAAAGAGACAAUUCCACCCGAAAAUAUUAAAGUUGAGGAGAUUAAAGUG